Messenger RNA from Bipolaris sorokiniana ND90Pr, 1044 nucleotides. RefSeq lists its product as uncharacterized. NCBI's taxonomy places the organism in Eukaryota, Fungi, Ascomycota, Dothideomycetes, Pleosporales, Pleosporaceae. The record is from RefSeq and is a predicted model, not a curated record. The transcript has a single exon. Bases 121 to 579 code for a protein of 152 amino acids.
UGCGAGGCUGGCGAGCAGGCUGCUUAUUUCUUCAAAUCCCCCCUUACUUGCUGAUUUUGACUCCCUAUUCACCACUCAGUCCACCAAGUCAGACCUCGUUGCCCCCCUAAUAAAAGAAACAUGGACCACUAUCCCACCGUCAGUGUCAACGAACGCGAAACUCCUACUUCGAGAAUAUCAUCACGCCACGACUCUGUCUCCUCUGUUGGCAAGACCUCAACUAGGAGUAAACGUUCCUCAACCAUGCAAACAACAAGCUCCGCUGAGCGCCAGUCCUACUCAUAUCACUCCUUCCCGUCUCCAUCGACACACUCGCCAGUCUCCAACUCAUCCCGGUCCAACUCCAGCACCUCCAACCACUCAAACUUUCAGCGCAUCGAGGAGGAGUAUGCGCGGUAUACAAAUGCGUCGCCCCCAUACAGCGAAAAGCAGUAUGAGGGAAAGACCGAUGAGGAGAAGUCUAGCAUGCGAAUGAAGGAUUAUACCAAAGAGCUCUCGAGGAUAAUGACACGACAACUGGUUAGGGGGCUAAAGAUUAGUGAGAGGGAGAAGGGAAAGAGGGAGGGGAAGACGAACUAAUGAUGGUAUCUGACAGAGGUGGGUGGUGUGGAGGAUGUUACUUUCAACAUGGGCUAGACCUGGUAUGGUUUUGUAUGACUAGUGACGUGUAUGAUGAGCGAUGGCGUUUCUUUGUGUUUACGCAGCAACUUGGAAUCAAAUGAGCCGAGUUAUUUCUUUCCUAUUGUCUUAAUGUUGUUCGAAAGCUAUGAGCUUGGUGUUUGUUACUAUACCAAUUUGAUCUUGGCAUAUUUCUCAGGAGUAUCACUGGGGAUGUGUUUUCAUCUCAACUUAGUUGCUCUGUGAGCUUUAGUUUCAAGGAUACAAAAGCAUGGUUUGGUUAUCUCUGAGUAGGGAGCGUGUUUAUUCAUGCUGGCUAUACCUGAGACGAUAGGUCUCUUUACAUUGAAGUAUACAUCAUAAAAGUUCAACGUCAAAAAAGAAUUAUAACACGCCUGAUCCUACGCAUGUAGAAAGGAUUAUAAG